Chaetura pelagica (chimney swift) is the source of this 4032-nucleotide messenger RNA. Its product is annotated as trinucleotide repeat-containing gene 18 protein-like. The record is from RefSeq and is a predicted model, not a curated record. Bases 142 to 3384 code for a protein of 1080 amino acids. NCBI's taxonomy places the organism in Eukaryota, Metazoa, Chordata, Aves, Apodiformes, Apodidae. Gene Ontology annotation, molecular function: chromatin binding. The transcript has 13 exons.
AGCUCAGAAGAAGAAGAAGAGGAGGAUGAAGAGGAAGAGGAGGAAGCAGAGGGCUAUGGGACGGAUGGGACUGACAGGCUGUCGUCGCCUGCCCUGGAUGAGAGUGGCCUGGGCCUUCUAGCAAGGUUUGCUGCCAGUGCAAUGCCCAGCCCCAUCGUUCCCCCUCCACUGUCCAUCAUCCAGCUGGAGGCCAAGCAGAAGGCAAAGAAGAAGGAGGAACGGCAGAGCCUGAUGGGGACAGAGUUUGAAUACACAGACUCGGAGAGUGAAAUCAAGAUCAGGAAGAAGUCACCCUCGGGGCUGCUGCGGGGAAAGAAGGGGCUGCUGGAGGGAAGCAGCAUCCCACCAAGCCAGGCACCCAGCAGCCUGGACUCCGGAUCUGGGAGUGCUGACAAGGCCAAGCUUGGGUCUGAGAAAGGCCGCAAGCUGAAGAAAUUCAAGUCCCCCAAGGACCUGAGCUUUGAGUUUGGGCUGGAGGCCAGUGAUGACGACCUGUGGAACCGGCGCCGGAGCGAGCGGAUCUUCCUCCAUGAUGCCACCAUGUCCUCGGCCAUGCUGAGCCCCACGACACCUGCCAGCUCCACUCCUGUCUCCAAGCCUGGCCGCUGUGGCAAGGGGGCACCCAUGAGCCCCAAAAAGGAGGGCAGCAAGGGGAAGGAGAGGAAGGAACUAAGCAAGCGGAAGAAGGGUAAAGAAACACCCUGCUGCUCCUCCUCCUCAUCCAUGUCUCCUCCUGGCAUCCCAAGCUCCCCAUCUGAUGUUCGUGUCAGCCUAGCAAAUGCCAUGGGCUCCACCAAGAAGAGCAAAGCCAAAGUGAAAGCCAAGGAAGUGAAAAAAGAGAACCGAGGGAAAGGAGGAGCUGUCAGCAAACUCAUGGAGAGCAUGGCAGCAGAGGAGGAUUUUGAACCCAACCAAGAUAGCAGCUUCUCAGAGGAUGAGAACAUCCCUCUGAGCAUGCUGGUCGAGAGGCCACCCACACCAGCUCCCCGCUCCUGCAUCAUUGACAAGGAUGAGCUGAAGGAUGGGCUGCGUGUCCUCAUCCCCAUGGAUGACAAGCUGCUCUAUGCAGGCCAUGUCAAGACGGUGCACUCACCUGACAUAUACCGUGUGGUGGUGGAAGGUGAGAGGGGAAAUCGUCCCCACAUUUACUGCCUGGAGCAGCUCUUGCAGGAGGCGAUCAUCGAUGUGAAACCACCUUCCGUGCGGUUCCUGCCCGAGGGCACCAGGAUUGCAGCCUACUGGAGCCAGCAGUACCGCUGCCUCUACCCAGGGACAGUUGUCCGAGGAGCCCUGGAUCUGGAGGAAGAUGGUGAUCUCAUCACAGUAGAGUUUGAUGAUGGGGACACAGGACGGAUCCCGCUGUCUCACAUCCGGCUUCUCCCACCUGACUACAAGAUCCAGUGUGCUGAGCCUUCCCCGGCCCUUUUGGUGCCCAGCACCAAGCGCCGUAGCCGUAAAUCCAGCAAAGACACUGGAGAAGGAAAAGAGGGAGCUACACUGGGGUCAGAAGAGCCUGUCUCAAAGGGCAAAGGCCGAGGGAGAAAGCCAAGUGUCAAGGCAAAAGCUGAAGAGGCUGCCUUGCCUGAAGAGAAGGACCAGGUUGAGUCUUCACCAGUUCCCUCUGCAGUCCCAGAGAAGCCAGCCUGCCUGGCCAAGCCAAGCAUGAAGGGGUCGCGGAAAUCGCAACCGCUGGCGACAGGAGCCUCCCCUGCCCCCCCAGAGGAAAAGCGGUCAAAAGCCAGCAAAAUGAAGAUCCCCACUAAGCUGCACAGCCCCCCACAACCCACGUACCAGCCUGCUGUGUUCAGCAGCAUCCUGGGCUCGGAACCCUAUGGUGACCUCCCAGGGACUCUGGCGGCCUUUGGCUCUGGAGAUGCUUCAGUGUCGAAAGCCAAGGCCAAGAAAGGACGGCCCGCAGAAGAGACGCAGGAGUUUGGCACCAUGGUCAAGGCUCAGAGGAAGCAUGAUAAUGAAAUCCUGAUCAAGCUGGACCAUGAGGGUGUGAUGUCUCCAAAGACAAAGAAGAUGAAGGAGGCGAUGAGGAUGUUGGAGGACUCAAACCUGGCCAGUCGCAGAGACAGCAAGGGUCUCUUGGGGCUGGGCUAUUCCACUGCUGUGGGUGUGGAGGGCAAGCAGAAAUCUUCCCGAGCCAAAGCAGCUGAAGGAGACCCUUCCUCUGCUAGCUUUGGAGGAAAGUUUGAUGGCUCAGCAGAGAGUCUCAGUGCUUCAAAGGACCAGGAAGAAAAGGCAGCAGUUCCGGCAGCUGUGGAGGAGUCUGAGAGCAACAGCAGUGACAGCAGCUCAGAGUCAGAAGGAGAAGAGGAGGCUGAGAAGAACCAAGGAGAAGCCCAGGACAGCAGCUCAGCCAGCUCAAGAGCAUCCACCCCUCUCUCUUCCUCCAACUCCUCCUCCUCCUCUUCAUCCUCUAGCAGCAGCUCCUCUUCAUCCUCCUCUUCCUCCUCGUCCUCAGCCUCAUCAACCUCUUCUUCAUCAAGCUCCAGCUCGUCUUCCUCUUCCACUACAGAUGAAGAUUCCUCCUGUAGCUCUGAUGAUGAAGUAGCUGAGGCCCAGCCAAGUUCCUCGGUGCAGCAAACCCUCCCACCCAAGCAAACCAAGCAGGCAGGGAAGUCUCGUGCUUCCUCCCACCCCCAGAGCCAGAAGCAGCUGGUGCAGCAGCCGGUGCAGCCGCCGGCACCGCAGCAGAGCAGCAACAAGAGCAGGCCCAAAAAACGUGAGGGCAUCCACCUGCCCACCACCAAGGAGCUGGCCAAGCGCCAGCGCCUGCCCUCGGUGGAGAACAGGCCCAAGAUCGCUGCUUUCCUCCCCGCACGGCAGCUGUGGAAGUGGUUUGGGAAACCCACACAGAGACGAGGAAUGAAAGGGAAGGCCAGGAAGCUUUUCUACAAGGCCAUUGUCCGGGGCAAGGAGAUAAUCCGCAUCGGGGACUGCGCGGUGUUCCUCUCCGCCGGCCGCCCCAACCUGCCCUACAUCGGCCGCAUCCAGAGCAUGUGGGAGUCGUGGGGGAACAAUAUGGUGGUCCGAGUCAAGUGGUUUUAUCACCCAGAAGAAACUAACCCUGGGAAGAAACUCAAUGAAGGCAAGCGCUGGGAUCAGAAGUCGGGCAGGAGUCUGUCCACAGCUUUGCAGGCAUCCAACCAGAGGAAGGACUUUAUGGAGCGAGCCCUCUACCAGUCAUCUCACGUGGAUGAAAAUGAUGUCCAGACCAUCUCACACAAGUGUCUUGUUGUUGGUCUGGAUCAGUAUGAGCAGAUGCUAAAGACAAAGAAAUACCAAGACAGUGAGGACCUCUACUACCUUGCAGGGACCUAUGAGCCCACUACGGGCAUGAUCUUCAACACCGACGGGGUCCCUGUCAUCUGCUGACCUCCCAGGGGACAUGUGCCACCCCCGGGAAGGGACAGGACAAACCUGAGGACGUGCCUGUUCAGACGACAUGAUUGUUUCUUUCAGUGCUCAUGACUUCUGUGUCACACUACAGCUAGGAGAGCGUGAGAGACACGAGGAGGAAGGAGAGGGCUGAAGAAAGGGGUUGGGGGAAGCAGCUACAGGACUUGAGGAAGAUGCCGUUGGGUGGUGGUGGUGCUUGAACCACAAGGCUCUUCUGGAAGUGGCUUUAAGUAAGGUGACACUUGACCAACUUCUCCCUUCCUCCUUUUGGUCCAGGAAAGCACAUGGGUCUCGUGAUCAUUUCACCAGCGGGACCCCCCCGGCAGGAGGGAUCCCUUUUGUGUCAUUUGCCCCCGUCAGUACCACGGAAGCCUCCCGCAUGUGGAAGGACACCUGCUGGCCUUCUGCGGGAGCUCCUCUCCGUCCUUAUGUUCCCUUUCCUGCUUGGUUUUGCAUGACCCUUUAGGAAGGACAGGGUGAAACUGAGAGGAGAUGAGUCUCUCUCAGCGUCUCGUCUCGAUCCUCUCAGCGCCUUUUUGCUGUUGCCUUUCCCUGGAGGCUCCUGGCUGGCAGUGUGGGGCAUGGAGGGGCAGAGCUGGCCCCAGCACAGAGAUGGCAGAAGAG